UCUCGCACGAACCCUGGAGCUGGGGAUUUCAUCUAACACUAUGGGCCGCAAGAAAGUUGCUCGCGGCUCCAGGAAAGAGAGCGGUCGUGUUCGGCGACCCCCCGGCCGCUCUCUGGAUGCUUUCGCUGAGGAGGUGGGCGCUGCGCUGCGCGGUGAGUUUGGAGCAGUCGGAGCAGCGGGUCUGGCCUGGGAGCAGGCGCUGAGGACCCGGUCUUCUCUCUCUCUCUCUCUCUCUCUCUCUCUCCUUGUAGCAUCCGUGCAGUCCGAGGAGGCCGAGGACCAGGGCGGCCCGGGCCCUGCGGCGCUGCCUUGUGCCUUGGCUAUGUGGGAGCUCGGCCACUGCGACCCCAAGCGCUGCACGGGCCGCAAACUGGCCCGUCUGGGUCUGGUGCGCUGCCUGCGCCUGAGCCAAAGAUUUGGCGGUCUGGUGCUCAGCCCAGUAGGCACUGAGUACGUGUCUCCGGCAGACAGACAGCUGGUGGCACAGUCAGGGGUCGCGGUCAUAGACUGCUCCUGGGCCAAACUGGAUGACACACCCUUUGAGAAGAUGCGAGGGAGCCACUUGCGGCUCCUGCCUUACCUCGUAGCCGCCAACCCUGUAAACUAUGGCCGGCCCUGCAAACUUUCCUGUGUGGAAGCUUUCGCUGCUGCCUUCUGCAUCGUAGGCUUUUCAGACCUUGCUGUCAUUUUGCUUCGGAAGUUUAAGUGGGGCAAGGGCUUCCUCGACCUGAACCGGCAGCUCCUGGAUAAGUAUGCUGCUUGCCGUGGCCCGGAGGAGGUGCUGCAGGCUGAACAGGGCUACUUGGCUAGCACCAAGGACACCCCUGAGGAGGACAUCGAUCCCUUUGAUGUGGACUCAGGGCGGGAGUUUGCAAACCUCAACAGGCCUGUGGCCAGCACCCGGCUGCCUGUGGACAUGGAUGACACUGAUGGGUCCGAGGAACACAGUGAAGAUUCUGGGGAGGACAGUGAUGAGUGUGAGGAACCAGGACCUGGUGCUAAUGGAGGAGACAGCAGCUACUCUGGAGCAGAAGAGACCCCAGAACAAGAGGCUAAGGCUAGAGACUCCACUGAAAUUUGGAAAGGAAUCAAGAAACGACAGAGAGACUGAAGGUCGCAGACAUAUUAUUGAAGCUGCUGUGCAUCAUUCAGAAGUGGCAGUAGGACCUGGGGAUGGAUGGGCCUGCUGGGACAACCUUGUCUAGAGUCUUGCCUUAGUGCUCUCAAUAAAACCAAGGAGGAGCCCCCGCUAUGGGUCUGUUGCUUUGU
Mus pahari (shrew mouse) is the source of this 1269-nucleotide messenger RNA. It is a transcript of the gene Tsr3, whose product is annotated as TSR3 ribosome maturation factor. Lineage: Eukaryota; Metazoa; Chordata; Mammalia; Rodentia; Muridae. The transcript has 5 exons. Gene Ontology annotation, biological process: maturation of SSU-rRNA. The record is from RefSeq and is a predicted model, not a curated record. Bases 41 to 1111 code for a protein of 356 amino acids. Gene Ontology annotation, molecular function: rRNA small subunit aminocarboxypropyltransferase activity.